UUACAGAAGCAACGAAGAGGAAGAGGAAGAGGAAGAGGAAGAGGGAGAGGGAAGAGGAAGAAUAAGGAUGCAGUCGCCAUCAAUGGAAGCUUCACGAACGUUCUGGAGAAAUACGAAUACCCAGUUUCUAGGGUUUCUUCCAUCAUCAUCUUCGUCUCUUACGUUAACGACUCUCCGGCAUCCAUAUUCGCGUGUUUGGUGCAACAGCUUAAACCCUAACAAUCGCCGGAUAGCGACAGUGAAGGCGAAGGGAAAGGAUAAUGUGUGGAGUAUCGAUAACGAUGCGGCGAAUGGGAGUCGAGGUGGAGAAAGACGGAAUAAGGGAGAUAGGAGGAGGACUAAAGUAAGGAAUUCGACGACGAAGAAACGGAGAGGUAGAGGUGGAGGGAAUGAGAGUGAUGAAGGAAUAAUGGUUUCUGGUUCCAUGUUAAUGGAGACGGAGAAGGUUUUACAAACUCAGGAACCUGUAAUUAUACCAGUAUGGAACACAUUUGCGAGUAGUGUUAGUGGCAUAUGGAAAGGAGCAGGAGCCGUGUUUUCACCCAUCACCGCUCAGAUGGAACCCAUUGAGGUUGGAAGAAACAAUGAGCAUCAAUUUGACUGCUAUACUCUUUCUCGCAUCGAGGCAGUACCAUCGACAAAUGGAGGGCAUACAUCUCAGAUUCGAAGGACAGUGAACUGGGUGACCUUGAAUUCUUAUGGUGAAAAUAAACAGUUGCACAGUCAUUUGAACAAAAGUAAAGAGAUGCCUGUACACGAGGAUGCAUCUUUAUCUACCAUAGAAGCACUUGAUGGAAGGAGGACAAACCACGUGCUGCCAAAAUUUGAGUCUUUUGACUUUGAAACAAGUGAUCUGAUGGAAGAAGAUCUUAUGGGUGUGGAGCCUGGUCUUGUCUUUUUUGAGGAUGGGUCUUACUCAAGGGGUCCAGUUGACAUACCUGUUGGAGAAGUUACUGAAUCCAACUACUACCUAUCACCAACAUUCAAGUUUGAGCAAUGUUUGGUUAAAGGUUGCCACAAGAGACUGCGCAUUGUUCAUACCAUAGAAUUCAGUGAUGGGGGUUCAGAUAUCCAGAUCAUGAGGGUUGCUGUAUACGAAGAGCAAUGGGUCAGUACUGCUAAUCUCCCUGACAAGAGUGACGUGGACUUUGACGUGAAGCCAUUUUCUCAACGGAAAAGAGUUCAACCUUCGGAAUUAACUGGAUCAUGGAAGGUAUUCGAGACAAGUGCCACACCAAUCUAUGGCGAGGAGACGAACCCAAAGGAAAACGACGACGACCCUCCAUAUGUUUACCUUUGCACCGAGACCUUAAAGAAGAGAAGUUUGCCAGAGAGUGCAGCCUACUUUGGUGAGGAAGAGGUGUUAGACAUGGUAGAUGUCACAAUGCUUUGGUUGCCUGGAGGUGUUACGGGUUACGUUGAUGUCAGCAAGGAUGGAAUCUUGUGUAUUGGUGUUGGGUGGUACUCCGAUGAAGGAAUCAAUCUUGUUAUGGAACGGGAUUAUGGAACCGAUGGGAAACUGAAGGAGGUUCGAUCAAAAACCGAAGUCAAGAGAAGGUGGUCUGAUCCACCCCCUUUCUAAGGUUUAUUUGACAAUUGAGUUGUUGAAAGAUCCAGAUUUCUAUAUAAAGAAAGGCAAAAGUCCUUUGUUGUGGUG
Cynara cardunculus var. scolymus (artichoke) is the source of this 1657-nucleotide messenger RNA. RefSeq lists its product as uncharacterized. The coding region runs from base 68 to 1582 and encodes 504 amino acids. Lineage: Eukaryota; Viridiplantae; Streptophyta; Magnoliopsida; Asterales; Asteraceae. The transcript has 5 exons. The record is from RefSeq and is a predicted model, not a curated record.